AGGGCGCUGCUCUCAUGUAAACAAACAGCUCCGUGUUUCGUUACCUUAAAAAAUAGUAAAACUCGAAAAAGUGUAAUAAAAACGUUUGAUUAAUAAAGUAAAGACUCUGAUUAAGAAGUGAUAGUGUUAUCUCUAUGAAUAAAGCACAAUUAAUAACUAAAAACUAAGAAAAUAUGUGGACAGACUAAGUUCAGCUAAAACUUUGUUGUGAAGUGAUAACAUCUACAUAUUUUUGUGACAAUACUUGAGAAACAACACAGUGAAGCAAAACAAUCCCAGUGUUGAUUGCUAAAAACAGUUUUGUGAUAUAAUUCAAGAAACCUAAAUCUGUUCCAUCUUUAGAUUUCACACUUACCUACUACAUAAUCUAUUUGCGAUCAAUCAGCGCCAUCUGGUGAGGAGUAGUUCACUUAAUUACUCGAAGACAACCACCAUCACUUGAAGUAAAUAGUAAUUACCAGCAUACAACGCCAUCUAGUAAGGAGUAGUAAAACUAACUACUCGACGACAGCCCUUACUAUAAAUAAAUUACCAUCAAUCAGAGCCAUCUACUGGCGAGUAGUAUACCGCAUCUUAUACUUAAGUAAUCGAGUGAACCUCACCAAAAGAUGGCGUCCCAAGGGAAUGCUGAAAAUAUAAAUAAAUGUGCAGCUUGUUUGGGAGAAAUCAAUCAUAGAAGAUUUCUUGUUUGCAUGAAAUGUUCAGGAAAAUUCGAUUUACCAUGCGUUAAUGUACCAGAGAAACGUUUCUAUAAUACAAUGACAGCGGAACAUAAGAAAAACUGGAUUUGCCCAGAGUGUAAAUCUAAACAGCCGAAAUAUGAUAAUACAAAUACUCCUGUUCGCAACCAGAUGCCAGCCUUGGAUGACGAAAAUAAACCACAAACUUCAAAUGAAAAUAUAACAUUCAGAAAAAGAACAACCAGAAACAUUGACCUAUCUGAGUCCAUUGCUAUAGAUGACUCGCCGCCGCAGGGAGAUACACUGAUGUUCGAUACCACAUCAUGUCAACCAGAGGAGAGCUUGUUGCUAACAGAAAUACGCGAAAUUAAAAAACAGCUAACAAUCCAGAACCAAAAUCAGGAGAGCUUCAAAAAUGAUUUAUCAGAUACAAUUAAAACAGUUUUGGAAGGAAUAAAUACCAUAAAUAACAAACAAAAAUUAUUAGAAACUGAAAUACAAGACUUACGUUCUACAGUUCAGGACAACUCACACAGAAUAAGUGAACUUGAAAAAGAAAAUAAUAAACUUCGUCAAGAUCUACAAAGAAGAGCUCUAAGUCAGGAUUCUGCAAACCACAGUAUUUUGCCUGGAUCACCUUCAACAACUACGAUGCAGCAACAGAAACCAGCAAGUGCCGUAGAUCACAAAAAUGAGAUAAAAAAUGCUCCAGUUAAAUGUGUUGAUGCAGGAGAGAGAUGCAAGUUCCUGGUUUUGUAUGGAUUAAAUGAAUAUCAUCAUGAAUCCGAUAUUGAACUGUAUGACAGAGUACUCGCAGUUUUUCGAGAUAUAACUCAUACAAAUUUGAUGGGUUAUAUUGAGGAAAUGGACCGUAUAGGCAAAAAAGGCUACAGAAGACCCCUAAAAAUAGAAUUACUCAGCAAGCGGAUGGUCAAAUACCUGCUUUCAUGUAGGAAUAUGUUCAAGAAUUCUGGUCUAUGGAUCUCUGAAUAUCUUGACGAACAGGGGCUACGUGAAAGACAGCAGAGACGACUAAAUUUCAGAAAUAGUCAUGAAAAAAGCCAAAUAAAUACACAGUCAAGGACAAGUCGCGCCAGGUCCACACUACCUACACUAUCUCCCACCCAGGGUCAACCUAAAGAAGAACAACGACGAGCGAAUAAUCACUCCUUUCGCCCGUAAUGAAGCCACAAUCAUAUUCCAAAAUAUACGCAGUAUCAAGAAUAAAACCCACUUGCUGGAGGCUCUCACUGAAGAACGAGACUUUGCCGCUAUCUGCUUAACUGAAACAUGGAUAACAGCUGCAAAAAUUGAUUUAUUACACCUAGAAGGUUACAGCGUAGCGAGUAUGUUUUGUAGAGCUACUAGAGAGGGGGGUGGAACUUGUAUACUUUUAAAAAAUUAUAUAGCUU
Molecule: messenger RNA, 2092 nt
Organism: Ostrinia furnacalis (Asian corn borer)
Lineage: Eukaryota; Metazoa; Arthropoda; Insecta; Lepidoptera; Crambidae
Exons: 1
Coding region: 609-1862 (417 amino acids)
Source: RefSeq, a predicted model, not a curated record